GAGAACGGCAGUAACGGGGCUUCUCAUUCGGCAGGAAGUAAAUUUGGGAAUUCUAGGUCAGAGUUGAAGCAAGUGGGACGUUGUGUCACAUUAAAUCAACAGACUGUAACUGCAGAUUUCUGUCCAUCUAUUAGCCAUAAAACAAGUGUUACAGUAACGGUAGCCUAGCCUAGAGGGAGAGUAACGGGAGGGGGCAGUGAGAGGAGGCCGGGGGAUGGAAAGGUGAAUGUAGCACUAUAUUCCAUUCUGCCGCAGCCUACCGGACGGGGGGGUUACUGCCGUGGAGCCCGAAGCUUGACGCGGGACGUUUUUGGUCUCGAGCACCGCGGAUUUACUCCAUCUGGCACGCGCAUGAUAAUAUAAAUGAAUAUGGAAUGAUAACGACCGACGGCGUGAGAUGGGCAGGCGUUGACAUCAGCUUUAAUUUCCCCCGGUGGCGGCUCCGCUUCGAAAUGUGAUGCACUUUCGCUGGCGUUUCUCCCUGCGGAGCUUAUUUUCCGGAGCCUCAACUUUUCUGGCGUGUCAUCAUUUGUGGAGUUUAGCGCGGCGGAGUCAUCCGAGGCGAGCAGAUCUGUCUGAUCCGUGGAUCCUGUGAAACAGCAGCAGCGGCAGCAGCAGUAGCCCAGGAAAUGCAGCGUUUCUCUCUCCUAACCCGGAGCUGCUCCACUGACUUAGCGGGACCCAGCGAGUAGAAAUGUGCUGGAGCAAACGGCGAGCCUCGGGAUGUUUGUGGGCUGAUUCAGCUGCUUCUCAUCAGCAUGAUGCUUUCUCCUCUCUCUCUGUCUCAGGAUGAGUUCCAUCCGUUCAUUGAGGCUCUGCUGCCGCAGGUCCGUGCCUUUGCCUACACAUGGUUUAACCUCCAGGCCAGGAAGAGGAAGUACUUCAAAAAACAUGAGAAAAGGAUGACCAAAGAAGAAGAGAGAGCCGUCAAAGACGAGCUGUUGGGGGAGAAGGCAGAGGUGAAGCAGAAGUGGGCCAGCCGCCUUCUGGCCAAGCUCAGAAAGGACAUCAGACCUGAAUGCAGAGAAGACUUUGUCCUGUCCAUCACUGGGAAGAAAGCUGCAUGCUGUGUCCUGUCAAACCCAGACCAGAAAGGCAAAAUGAGACGCAUAGACUGUCUCCGACAAGCUGACAAGGUGUGGAGGUUGGAUCUGGUGAUGGUCAUCCUGUUCAAAGGAAUCCCGUUGGAGAGCACCGACGGCGAGCGGCUGGUGAAGGGAGGCCAGUGCUCCAACCCAGUGCUCUGUGUCCAGCCACGACACAUCUCUGUCUCCGUCAAAGAGCUCGACCUCUACCUCGCUUACUACGUCCAGGAGAGAGAGGCAGAGCAGAGCAGCAGUCCCAGUCGUACAGGAGUGGGUUCUGAUCAGGAGGACAGUCGCACCGCCACCAUGGAUGGUCCAGAGUUCCAGGAGAGUUUCGUGACUUCAGGAGUUUUCAGUGUCACUGAGCUGGUCCAUGUUUCAAGAACUCCAGUCGUCACAGGAGUAGGACCCAGUUUCUCCAUGGGUGAGCUCCAGGGUCAUCUGGCCUAUGACCUCAACCAGUCUGCCAACCAGCCAGUCAGCCUGAGACGAUCACUGGCCAGCACCUCAUCCAGCGGGAGUAAGCGUCAUAAGUCUGGCUCUAUGGAAGAGGAGGCAGACAGUCCAGGAGGGGAGUAUUACCACUCACCGUCCUCCCCUGCCAGCAGCUCCAGGAACUGGACUGACGACAUGGAAGGAGGUCUGUCUCCUCCAGUGAAGAAGGUAGAGCUGGACAGUCCCUCUCCCCAGGAAGACUCACCAAGACUGGGCUCCUUCACUCAGCACCAUCGGCCAGUCAUAGCUGUUCACAGUGGUCUGUCUCGGAGUCCCCACCCCUCCUCGUCUAUUCAUUUCCCGCCCUCGUCCUACUUCCCCCACGGAGCAAUCCGCUACCCUCCUCACCUGGCCCAGGACCCCCUGAAAGAUCUGGUCUCAUUGGCCUGUGACCCUGCCAAUCAAAGCCCCAGUUCGCUGAAUGGCAGCAACCAGGUCAAAGUGCCCAGUCACUACAUCUCCUCUCAGAUGUUGGCCCCUCCCCCGUCCCCCCUCUCCAGGCCUGCAGACUCAAAGGCCACGCCCACCUCCUCUGAUGGGGGAGCAAACUCACCCACAUCACCCACAUACUCGGCCCCUGGGACCCCCCCUGCCAAUCGCACCUCCUUCGUUGGAGUCACCCCCCGAGACCCAGGUGGACUCUACCAAGCCCAGUCUUGGUAUCUGGGCAACUGAGCGACCUGUGGAGGAAGGCUGACUGUCAUAGCAGUACUGUGCUGGAGGACAGGAAGCAGUGUGGUCCAGACAUUGCCAGAGGGAAAAUCUAUUCAUCUUUGUAAAAGUGUGCUCAUACAUCUAUAUAAAUAUCCAGUGGGAUAUAUUUCUAUAUUUGUAUGAACCCAGAAGAGACAGCUAUACGGAGGACAGAACGAGUUUUGCCGCGAGACACUAAAUGCUUCUUCCAAAUGUCCUGACCUGAGCUGUGGUGUUCCAGUGAGCUGAUGUCUGGUUGGUCCAGAUGAACUGCAGACCAGAACCAGGCCUCAGCACCCUGUUCCUACGGUAACCCUAGUGUAUUUCCUGGGAUGGCUGUACCUGGGUCUCUUCACUACAUCCAGUAAAUGCCUCCUCUCAGACCCAGACCUCACACCUCCCCCGCUCAACACCCAGAAUGCCCCUCUCCGCUGCAGGUGCUGCUUAUAAUAUAUGCAAAUAAGCCUCCCUUAUUUUCUGAAGCAACUAGAAAGAGAUCCUGUUGUUGAUUUGUAAUGUUUCUUUGCACUUUUGAAUGUGUUAUGGAUCGUCUGAAGAAUUCUUUUCUCUCUUCCCACCAAAAGACAGAGGCUUUUGUCUUUUUUAUUGACAAUCAUCAGCCUGAAACAAUUACGUUGCUUUGCUAAGCUCAUGUUUUUAAGACUGUUUGAUUGUGCUUUUUUAUCCGAAAACAAUGAGUCAUAGUGGAAUAUAAGAGCUAUAUCCAUGUCCCUCCAAUACAACACACAAUGCUACAGCUGGAAACCAGGGAAGAGUCGGGACAUCUUUUUAAUAAUCCUGCUGCUUCUUUCUCUUCAGAUAGCACUUAUCCAAGCAGCCAGAGACACCUGUAGCAUGAUGUGUGUGUGUGUGUGUGUGUGUGUGUGUGUGUGUGUGUGUGUGUGUGUGUGAGAGACGUCCCUGCUCUGUUCUAAGGAGAUUGUGUUUGGGGGUUUGUACUUGUGUGUAGGUUGAUUAGAGAGAGAUUUAGCAGCGUUGCACUAUGAGAAGGUAAAGAUGUUACCUAGCUGUCAGUCUGCGGUGUGACAGCAGGUCUUGUGCAUGCUGACUUGAACUGAGCACAAAAUCCAGGUUUCUUGUCCAGAAGGCGACACCUGACCAGUCUGUGGAGUCGCGUUGAUGGUUAAGCACUGGCAACACGAAAACAAAUCGAUGAUUUCGAACCAGUCGGUUGUU
Molecule: messenger RNA, 3470 nt
Organism: Etheostoma cragini (Arkansas darter)
Lineage: Eukaryota; Metazoa; Chordata; Actinopteri; Perciformes; Percidae
Gene: nfic
Product: nuclear factor I/C
Exons: 14
Coding region: 759-2255 (498 amino acids)
Biological process (GO): regulation of transcription by RNA polymerase II
Cellular component (GO): nucleus
Molecular function (GO): RNA polymerase II cis-regulatory region sequence-specific DNA binding; DNA-binding transcription factor activity, RNA polymerase II-specific
Source: RefSeq, a predicted model, not a curated record